CAACUUUCUACUGAAAGCAGAGAGAGAGCGAGCGAGCGAGGAGCGAGAAAGAGGAAAAUGUUGAAGUUCUUGUCAAAGGUGAGAAUCGAAUUCAAUGCCUUAGAUCCACGCACGGCGGCGUGUAUGGAGUUCUUGGCUCAAUGUAACGCCCGCAAGGCCAAGGAAUCAAACCCAGCCUGUCAACUAGUUGUCAAGCGUCGAACAGAUGACCACCCACCGCAGAUCACCGUGACCUUCGUCAAUGGGGUCGAAGAGGUGUUCGACGCCACAUCCACUGCCGCACAGACCAUCCGCGACAUGAUUCUCGAAAAGGGUCAGCUUCUCGAGACCGAGCAAAUGUUUCGCGAAGCCGGCGAGCAAUGGCCCGUCAUCAUUCCCGAAGAAGAGAUCCGUCAACCAGCCCCUGGUACUAAGCCAAGGAAAGCAGAAGAAAAGAAGUAGUAACUGCCACCUUGUUGCGUCAACAUGUUGCUUGGGAUCAUUUUGGUACCUCAGCUCGAUGAUAGCAUAAUUGAAUAAUUCAUUCUAGUCAGAGAGUUGUUAUCAAAUAAACACAAUUCAGGUUUUAGGCUGUCUUUGCUGCUGCCUUGUAUGUUUGCUUCUUUUCUGUGGUGUUAAAUGUUUUAGUUGUAGGCUUGUAGCUAGAUUUUCUGCAUGUCUUUUGGGUCGACUAUUUUAUUUUAUUUUAUUUUUUUAUGAACACACGCAAAGAAAUACAUGGCAG
This is a messenger RNA of Ilex paraguariensis (yerba mate), 724 nucleotides long. NCBI's taxonomy places the organism in Eukaryota, Viridiplantae, Streptophyta, Magnoliopsida, Aquifoliales, Aquifoliaceae. The record is from the annotation of a GenBank genome assembly.